Messenger RNA from Panthera uncia (snow leopard), 2654 nucleotides. It is a transcript of the gene GPR87, whose product is annotated as G protein-coupled receptor 87. The coding region runs from base 823 to 1899 and encodes 358 amino acids. NCBI's taxonomy places the organism in Eukaryota, Metazoa, Chordata, Mammalia, Carnivora, Felidae. The record is from RefSeq and is a predicted model, not a curated record. Gene Ontology annotation, molecular function: G protein-coupled purinergic nucleotide receptor activity. Gene Ontology annotation, cellular component: membrane. The transcript is spliced from 3 exons. Gene Ontology annotation, biological process: G protein-coupled receptor signaling pathway.
UUAUUGAAUAAAACAACAGGUUUCCAAUGUUAUCACUAGUAGAAACACAUUUCAACUUUAGUUUUUAAAUAAUAAGCUGAAUAAUAUCUUAAAGGAUUUGUCCUUCAUAAAAUACAUUCUGAUUCCUUUCAAUCUAAGCUUUAAUUGUCAGGAAGAUUACAAAUGCAUAUUUUCUAAUUAGCAGUAGAAAGUCCCUCCACCCCUGCAAAAUAAAAUAAAACAAAGAAAAAGAAAAAGAAAAAAGGAAGAACCUAAACACUGGGACUAAUUUAGUAGAGGCCAACCCCAACCUUAGACUUAGACUCCUUAGACUCCAUCCCCCUCUCCUUCAACAGUCCUCUGGCAUGCUGAGCUCCAGCCCUCUGUGUUCCCUUCAGGUGAAUCACCUUCUGAUUCCUGCAGGUUCAGGAAAUGCUCUUCCGCAGUCGACAGAUCUCACCUACUCUCAGAUGUGAGUCACUUACUUUAGCGAGAGAGCAAGUUGCUCCAGUUGUUCCAAGCAGGACAAUCUGAAAGGGUGCCUCAGAGGACACUCUCAAGGAGAGUAGGGGAGAACCCACCCUCUCUGACAGGGAGAAAAAUGCUUAUUUUUCAUGCUGUACCAGAAAACCCACUUCUCUGUUAACCAUAGUUUCAAGGCUUAUUCUUAAUUAGAGUUGAGAAGCUUGUUCCAACUCGAAGACACCGUAUCAGGUGAAUGGACACCCAGACACCGCAAUGAAAGGACUCAAACCAGGGAUAGCCUAUGCCGAACCCUCCCCUCAGUCAUCCCCGAGUGUUUCCUGACACGUAUUUUUGCUUACAGUCCAUCACAACUGAAGAAUGGGGCUCAACUUGACACUUGCAAAAUUACCAGAUAAUGAGCUGAACAGCCAAGGGAGUCAAGCACCAAGUAACACGAGCGAUGGACCCGGAAGGAACAUCACAGUUAACAACGAAUUUGACACUAUUGUCUUGCCUGUGCUUUACCUCAUUAUAUUUGUGGCAAGCAUCUUGCUGAAUGGUCUAGCAGUGUGGAUCUUCUUCCACAUUAGGAAUAAAACCAGCUUCAUAUUUUAUCUAAAAAACAUAGUGGUUGCUGACCUCAUAAUGACACUGACAUUUCCAUUUCGAAUAGUGCAUGAUGCAGGAUUUGGACCUUGGUACUUUAAGUUUAUCCUCUGCAGAUACACUUCAGUUUUAUUUUAUGCGAACAUGUAUACUUCCAUCGUAUUUCUUGGGCUGAUAAGCAUUGAUCGCUAUCUGAAGGUGGUGAAGCCAUUUGGGGACUCUCGAAUGUAUAGCAUAACCUUUACUAAGGUUUUAUCUAUUUGUGUUUGGGUUAUCAUGGCUGUUCUGUCCUUGCCAAACAUCAUUCUAACAAAUGGCCAACUAACCAAGGAAAAUGUUCAUGACUGCAUGAAACUUAAAAGUCCCUUGGGAGUCAAAUGGCAUGAAGCAGUCAUUUAUGUCAACAGCUGCUUAUUUGUGGCUGUGCUGGUGAUUCUAAUCGGAUGUUACAUAGCCAUAUCCAGGUACAUCCAUAAAUCCAGCAAGCAAUUCAUAAGCCAGUCAAGCCGAAAGCGGAAACAUAACCAGAGCAUAAGGGUGGUUGUGGCAGUGUUCUUCACCUGCUUUCUACCCUAUCACUUGUGCAGAAUUCCUUUUACUUUCAGUCACUUAGACAGACUUUUAGAUGAAUCUGCACACAAAAUUCUGUAUUACUGCAAAGAAAUGACACUUUUCCUAUCUGCGUGCAAUGUGUGCCUAGAUCCAAUCAUUUACUUUUUCAUGUGUAGGUCAUUUUCAAGAAGGCUAUUCAAAAAAUCCAACAUCAGAACCAGAAGCGAAAGCAUCAGGUCACUGCAAAGUGUCAGAAGAUCAGAAGUCCGCAUAUAUUAUGAUUACACAGAUGUGUAGGAGUUAAGGGGUCAGGAGGCCUACUCUUGUUUGCAAAGUGUACAGAGUGUAAAUAAAUGUUUCUUUUGAUUAUCCUUGCUUCAGUCUAUCAAAAUACGGACAAAAGAGAAUUAAAAUGAUAUGAAACUUGGGUAUCAUUUGAAACUAAGAAAAACAUUAAGGCAUGCCAAAAAGUGAGCUAAGCGAGAGGCGGUGUGCAGUUGAGUGGCAGGUUCAUGACUCGGGGUUUCAGGAACAGACUGCAGAGGCAGAGAAUGCCAUGGCAAAGCCAGGGCACUGCCAGCUAAUACUGCUGCUGGGAAGCCACUUCUGAGAUAAAAGAACACAGAGAGGAAAUAACUCUAUAUAGCUGUAGAGUUUAAGAUUUGGGAUCAUUUUUGUCUGAUAUAAUUAGGUACGUAUUAAUUGCUAGGCCCUCUGACCUUCCAUUUAUGAAUAUGUAGGACCUCGGGCAAUCCGCCCUUCAAUGUAUUCAUCAAUGUCCGUGCACAUCAGAAAUAACUUUAUAGUGUGGAGGAGGAGGAGAGGGAUUUAACUAUAUUUCUUAAGCAAUGUAUUUGAAAGGCUGAAUCCAACUGACUGAUUUUAAACUUAGGCUAUUUCAAAAAAGAAAAACUAGCUAUGAAGACAAGUGGAUCUUGGAUAAAACACGACAUUUGCCAUUAUUAUAUUGCUAUGCUGCUAAAUCCUCCUGGGUUAAAAAAAGAGAAUAUGGAAGCUUGGUUAAUAAUCAAGUAUAUGUGGCUUGUAAACAA